This is a messenger RNA of Aspergillus vadensis CBS 113365, 1440 nucleotides long. RefSeq names its product TMEM53 family protein. Lineage: Eukaryota; Fungi; Ascomycota; Eurotiomycetes; Eurotiales; Aspergillaceae. The transcript has a single exon. The record is from RefSeq and is a predicted model, not a curated record. The coding region runs from base 411 to 1274 and encodes 287 amino acids.
CGAAUCUCUGAAUGCCGUCCGAUUAAUAAUCUUAAAGCAAACCGAGGUCCUAGGCCAGUUAUGAUUAGAAAAUGUAAAAGCCAUCCCCAAAACCUCUGCUAGCAGAGCAGACAUUGGCGGGCGUUUUGGAACUAAAAUUUUCGACAAAUAGUGUGGCGUUGAUGUUUCAGAAAAGAAAGACCGUCACCACUAUUAUUUUUUUUGGUUUCAACGCCAACUGUUUCCAACGGUCGAAGCUGCUCGAAUAUUUUAUUCAUAUCUUUUUUAGAAUCAUGAACGUCCUUUCCGUGCAAGUUUGAAGUUUCAUACACUCAUUCAUUCAUUCAUUCAUUCAAAUACUCAUUCUUUUUGGUAAAUAUUAAUUGCACAUAACCAACCACCGCCGCUUGUUGUAGGGUUUUAAAAAAACAAUGCUGUCCGCAGACUUUACUCCCUUGUCGGACCGAGUGUACCUACGCCAUGGCAGAGAGAAAGUCAAAUUAUCCGGGAAGGACGAGCCAACCACAAUCAUCAUCUUCGGCUGGGGUGACGGUAUGCCGAAGCACGUCUCAAAAUAUGCCGACGGCUUCCACGAUCUUUACCCGUCCGCUCGGAUUCUUCUCGUACUAUCAAGUACCUUACAGGCUCUGAACCAACCUCUUGAAGCCAGAAUACAAGACAUGAUGCCGGUCAUUGACACUGUUUUCCCUACUCCAACGGGAGACGGCAGCAGUGAAGAGCGAGUUCUGCUGCAUUCAAUGUCAAAUACCGGCGGUAUCUUCUUGGCUGCUACCUCAACGGCCUACCAAAAACGCCAUGGCGCGGACAAAAGACUACCCCAUGAGCUUCUCGUUUGCGAUUCAACACCCGGUGGGCUUUCUAUCUUCACACAAGCCGGCCGCUGGUCGCGGGCUAUGGCUGUGGGCACAUCCAAAUUCUUCCCCUGGCCGUUUAUGGUCACACAAGCAUUGUGGUUUGCUAUCCUCUGGAUACACUCCGCACUGGGGUGGCUGCGUGGGCUAGAACCUUCUGGGGUUUGGGCUGAUCGGGUGAUGAAUGAUGAGUCGGUCACAACGCGAGAGUCGAGUCGGCUGUACCUGUACUCGAGGGAAGACGAGAUUAUAGGAUUCGAGGACCUUGAGAAGAAUGUUGCCCAAGUUAGGACCCUAGGCUAUCGGGCGGUUGACCUUGAGUUCUUCGAGGGCUCACCACAUGUUGGUCAUAUGAGGCUUCAUCCAAAGCAGUACUGGGCGAGAAUUUCGGAGUGCUGGAAAGCGGCCAUAGCCCCAAAAUGAUGGUUUGAUCGAAUACACACUCCGUCAUGCAGGAGCCAGAACCUCAUACGCGCAAGGAAAGUGUUCUGAGGGGCCCAUCUUUGUAAUAAUAGAAUGUCGCGUGAGCGAUACAGGUACUGUGGUGUUAAUUGUUCCCAGUCAGUUAAUAAGUAUAAAGAUUUUUUCG